Molecule: messenger RNA, 603 nt
Organism: Anopheles cruzii
Lineage: Eukaryota; Metazoa; Arthropoda; Insecta; Diptera; Culicidae
Gene: RpL31
Product: 60S ribosomal protein L31
Exons: 3
Coding region: 88-462 (124 amino acids)
Biological process (GO): cytoplasmic translation
Cellular component (GO): cytosolic large ribosomal subunit; ribosome
Molecular function (GO): structural constituent of ribosome
Source: RefSeq, a predicted model, not a curated record
CGUUCUUUCGUUUCCGGCAUCUCCGAGUGCGGACACAUUUUGAUUAAUUAAAAGAAAAUCUCUUUUAAUUAAGCAACAUCCUCCAAUAUGGUUAAGGCAAAGCGCGAGAAGAAGCCGAAGUCGGCGAUUAACGAGGUGGUGACACGGGAGUGCACCAUCAACCUGAACCGGCGAUUGCACACGGUCGGGUACAAGAAGCGGUCCCCGCGCGCGAUCAAGAUCGUGCGAAAGUUCGCGGAGAAGGAAAUGGGCACCACAGAUGUUCGCAUCGACACCCGCCUGAACAAGGCCAUCUGGCACCGUGGCAUCCGGAAUCCGCCGUUCCGCAUACGUGUGCGCCUUUCGCGUCGCCGUAACGAUGAUGAGGACUCGCCCAACAAGCUGUACACGCUGGUCACGUACGUCCCGGUGUCCACGUUCAAGGAACUGCAGACCGAGAACGUUGAAUCGACGGAAGAUUAAGCUUUGAUCGGACGGAGCUUUGUAAAUACUGUGAGGCUCUGUGGUCGAGCGUUUUACUUUGUGCGUCCAUAAUACGGUGCGACGGUCAAUAAAGAGGUGAAGAAAGGGAUUGCCACCAGCCGAAUCCCUCGUUAAAAUCAA